This is a messenger RNA of Strongyloides ratti, 462 nucleotides long. Its product is annotated as Transthyretin-like family-containing protein. Gene Ontology annotation, cellular component: cell surface. The transcript has 2 exons. The record is from RefSeq and is a predicted model, not a curated record. The coding region runs from base 1 to 462 and encodes 153 amino acids. Lineage: Eukaryota; Metazoa; Nematoda; Chromadorea; Rhabditida; Strongyloididae.
AUGAUAAUUUCUAAAAUUUUUUAUACUAUUUAUAUCUUUAUUUUUUUAACUGAUUUUAUCUUUAAAACUGAAUGCUUGUUUUUUAAACAUACAGUUGGAGUAUCAGGUAUUCUUAGAUGUAAAUUUUUAAAAUCUGGAAAUUUUAAUGUUUUGCUAUCUAAUAAUAAGAACAUAAAUGAUAACAAAGUUUUGGCUAAAACUCAAGCUAAACUUAAUAAUUCAUUUUUUCUUAUAGCAAGUAGUGUAAGUUUGACAAAAGCUGCUUUUUUUGUUAAAAUAUAUCACAAUUGUUUUUAUUCAAAACGAUAUUGUCUAGGUGUAAUAAUUAAAACAAUUCCUUCAAAAUAUAUUUAUAAUAAAAUUGGAGUAAACAACUUUUUUUCUUUAAGAAAUUUAAAAUUGGAAGAAGAAAGAAGUGAAUUUAUUUAUUGUGGAAUUAAAAAAAACCGACUUACUGUGUAA